This is a messenger RNA of Pocillopora damicornis (cauliflower coral), 3857 nucleotides long. Its product is annotated as glypican-5. Gene Ontology annotation, cellular component: extracellular region; plasma membrane; cell surface. Gene Ontology annotation, biological process: cell migration; regulation of protein localization to membrane; regulation of signal transduction. Lineage: Eukaryota; Metazoa; Cnidaria; Anthozoa; Scleractinia; Pocilloporidae. The record is from RefSeq and is a predicted model, not a curated record.
CGAAUAUGGAAAGAGUUCUGCGGAUACACCCAUUACACUCAAUACCUUGUAAACUAUAUCUUCUCUGUUGCGCAGACGAAUGACCUUUUAAGACAUGAAAACGCAUUUUAAAGUGAAGUCGCUAUUAUUUUGUGUAUCUUAGUUCCUCACGUAGCUGACAUACGUGAAAGUUAGGCUCUUUGAAACAAUUCAAUAUCCUAACAAGCGGCGCAAAAUGGGUUCUUUUCACAAGAUUCACGUGGUUUGUUUAUUGAGUUUUAUUUUGAAAGCUUGGCAUGCCGAAUGCGACACUCAGCAAUUGUCUUGUUCAGUAGAACAGCUUGGAGCGAACGCCCAAUGGAAUCCGCAAGUUCCUGACAAAGGGAAGGAGCCGCAAGUUUGUGUUAGUCACACGAAAAAAACGUGCUGUACAAGACAAACGGAAGCAUCUCUUCGCAUUAAAGCUGCGAAGAAUAUCAAGACUCAAUUGCAAACUAAAUAUAUGGCUGCAAAGAAAACCAUGUUAUCGCUUUUUGACGAUUUGAAAGGGCAUUUUCAUAGUCUCAUGGAAGAAAGUAACAGACAGAGUAUUACCUUUUUACUGGGUAAACAACCAAAUCUUACUGCAGAUGAAGUCAUUGCAGUAUCUAAGUUAUUCAAAGACCUUGAAAACUAUUUGGCUGAGGAUAAACAAGAACUAGAAGACAUUGUGAAUGCAUUCUUUCGCAGUUCUUUUCCAAUGCUGUUAAGAUAUUUCAAUCCAGAAGGAAAGACUCUCUCAGCAAAGUAUAAAAGUUGUUUAAAAGAUAACAUGGAUAUAAUUAAACCAUUCGGUACUCGCCAAGCAGAGUUACUUGGUAAGUUUGAGGAGGUUUUUGAGCCGGUGGGAAGCCUCUUCAAAGGCCUGAAAUUUGGAGUAGAGGUAUUAAGCUUGGCACAACAGUUCAACUUCACAGAUGGAUGCAAAAAUGGUCUUUUGGAGAUGAAAUUUUGUUCAUUAUGCCAGGGUCUUACCCAAGUGAAGCCAUGUUAUGAGUUUUGUAUGGAUACAACAAGAAAAUGUCUGCUCUCUGAAGCUCAACUUCAAAGAAAGUGGGGCCAGUUAAUAGACACUGUUCUCUCACUGGCUAAAAACAUUGGAAACUCAAAUUUGGAGAACUUUUUAAACUCUGUUCAUACAGACUUAUGGCAUGCUGCCACCUUUAUGUUACUACAGAAGGCUAAUUUAAUGCCGCAGGUUUUGAAGGAGUGUGGCGAACCUUCCUACAGUGAUGCAAAGACUUCUCCUUAUAAAGAAUCUGUUUCACCAACUCCUCAUGUCAAAGAGCGACUCUUUGCUAAAAUGGAUGCUGUUCAUAGGCAGCUGAAUGCUCUCAGCUCAUUCUUCCACGAUUUAGCUCAAGAGUUUUGUGUAGUUGAUGGUCUUGCUUCACAAAAGGAAAACAUUGACAACUGUUGGAAUGGAACAUUUGUAGCAAGGUAUGAGCCAAAGCAAGGUGAUUCAUCUUUGUCACUAGAGAGUAAAAACCACUUGACAUUUCUUGAGAGGAAGAUUCAUGGCCAGGUUAAAAUGAUGGAAAAGUAUACUAUCACAAGAGAUGAUGAUGAUGAUGAUGAACUUGAUGGAAGUGGUAGUGGCAGUGGAAGUGGUGACAAAAAUAGAAACAAAAUCAGUGAAAGUGGCUGUGGUGAAGAUGAUGAGGACUGUGGUAGCACAUCAAGCGGAGAAAACAAUAACAUCGUUGAUUUUGAAAGGGAAAAUGACUUUGAUUUCAUUACGACACCUUCGUCAAUCAAAAGCUCUGGCAAUGAAGUCCUAGGUGGGGGUUUUGACCCUACAUCAACUCGCAAGUCUGGUGAUGUGCUAGCUCAGGGUAAUUCAUCGUCAUCUCUUGCUGUCACAUGGCUACAGUUUUUUACUCUACUUCUGUUGGUAUGGCUCACGAGAGGAUAGAAACAUCUCAGCAGUCACUCUGACCUCAAAUGGAAUUGAAACAACAAGAAAUUGGUCCUCCACCAGAGUUUUCUCUCAAAGACAAUAGAUAGAAGUGUAAGGCUUAGUUCAAAGUCUUUCCAAAUUGUUGUAUAAAACAAAGUGUAACUAACCUUUCCAGAGCCUCUGUUGUUGGCAAAGAGAGAGAGAUCAAAAGAAAAUAUUGUCUGUGGACUUCUAUGGGUCAUUUUUUUAGAUUGCACACUAAUAUGAUGAUUUGUUCAUGUUCAGUAUUCAUUCAAAAGUCAUUCAUGGAGAGAUGGUGAAUUGUGUGGCUUAGAAGUUUGCAGACACUUGUUUUUCUCUUUCCUUGCCCCUUGUGUUCAUGUUUUUUACUUUCCAUGAGGCUCUUUUCUCACCAGACAACAAUUUUAAGGGAAAGAAAGGUCGAUGAUAAAGGCCCUCGUGUAAUAGCUAGUAGAUUGAUUUUUUUUCUUUUAAAUCUGAACUUGUUAUUAGCUUGUACAUGGUAACUUGGAAGAUUACAAUAUGCUGCUGCUUUUAGAAGAAAAUGCAAUUGCUUGAGUAUCACAGAAGCCAAUUGAAAACAAUAUAAUUGUAACAGCUGAUCAGAACAAAGAUCCUGGUAAUACCAGAAGUUUUGAAAUGUUGGAUUAAGUUUGGGUUUAUUUGCAUCUGAUUAGCCAAAGGGUUGAGGAGGUGGUGGAACCAAACAUUUGAGAGUCAGUGCAUCCCAAGAUUACUUUUGACGCUCUCAAUUAAAUUCAGAAAGGACUGACUUUGAAAGAAUAAUUGUUAGAUUGCACAUGGAGAAAAGUUAUUUGAUUUCAAGUUCUAGUCAGCUGACCUAUUAUGAGCUAGUUACACCUAGGGCAAGUAGUGAUUGUCUUUUGGUUUGGGAAAAGAAUAGCUUGAAACUAAGGGGGAGGCACUUUGUUUGAGGGAAGGACAGAGAAAUGGAGACCUGCCAUCAUGCGAGACUAUAGUUCCUAAGUCCAUCACAGAAUAUGACUAAAGUUAAGCAUUGACUUGUAUACUACUGUAACAAAGUUAUAAGGCAGUUUAUUUAUUUUUCCAAUUGAGACUUUCCAUGGAAAAUUUGCAAAAAAAACUUAGUGGAAAUUUAGUGGAAACAGCUGCUAGAAUUAAUAAAAUCACAGUAGUAAUGAUUCUUUAAUAAUGAUAAUUUAUUAAAAGGUAUUAUUAUAAUUAAUAGUGAUCAGUUCAAGUUGCUUAGCUCAUAGCAAAGUUUUCUCUGAGUCUUAGAGAAUUUUGUUAUCAUUAAGGUUUAUUUUCUAUUUCAGUAGAGAUGUAUGAUAGAUGAUGUAGUCUGUGGCAAUUAAGUAGGUAAGAUAAGAGAGUGCAGUUUUCAUAGCCUUUUUGAAAGUGUGAAACCAUCAUGCAGUUGAAUUAACCUUGUAGAUAUGUAAAGUUAAAGGCCUGAUCAUAUUGCUCAAGCCUGAAUUACCCAGCUUACUUGGCUCUAUUUUUUGUUAAGACUACAAGUUACAAGCUGAAAAAGUACUUGUUAGUAUAUAUUUCAGUCUAAAAUGUUAAGUUAAAUUGUGAUGUAAGGAUUCAGGCUAUUGAAUGAAAGCUUCUCAUUUAGCCAUAUCAGUUUUUUGACUGAAAAAUUCCCAGUCUUACUUUAAAUUGCUUCAAAUUCGCUCCUUCACCAGCUAAUUAUUAGCAAAGUAUUUACACAGUUUCAUGAUUAAGUACAAUUAGUAUUAGAAACUAUACUUUUUAAUACAUACAUUGAUAAAUUUACAGCCAAUGUGUUUGCAAGCUCAAAGCGUAAUUUUUAUUAAGAAAAAAAGGCAUUUGACAUGGCACCAAAUUCUUCUUAAGGUGUACAUAUGAUAAAGUAGAAUCAUUGAUUAUAGUUAUGAAUGAUUAUUAAUAAAAGUAAUUAUGCCAGAAA